This is a messenger RNA of Penaeus monodon (black tiger shrimp), 678 nucleotides long. Its product is annotated as ubiquinol-cytochrome-c reductase complex assembly factor 2-like. The coding region runs from base 131 to 478 and encodes 115 amino acids. The record is from RefSeq and is a predicted model, not a curated record. Gene Ontology annotation, biological process: mitochondrial respiratory chain complex III assembly. Gene Ontology annotation, cellular component: mitochondrial matrix. Lineage: Eukaryota; Metazoa; Arthropoda; Malacostraca; Decapoda; Penaeidae. The transcript is spliced from 3 exons.
GGUGCGAGCGGAGGCAGAGGGCGAGGUGCGGCGCCGAGCCUUCGGCCGAGCGAAGCCAAGGCAGAAGCUCCCCGGUGCGGCUCGGCGGACGCACUGCAGUCGGUGACCCUCUGAACAUUUACGGGAAGGAAUGGCCAGGAACAGCUACAGAAACUUCUUACGUGUGUUAGAAAAGUGGCCUUUGGACGAGAGCAAGACAGGGGGAAGGGACCUGGGAGAACAUCUGCGCAUCAGAGUGUCAGAAGCAUUUAGACUUGGUGAUACUACUCCCACAGAUGAAGCAGAUUGCCAAAGGGUCUGUGCUUCUUUAAAUCGCAUAGCAAACAAUAGUUAUUCUAUAAGAUAUCCACGCAAAUUAACCAGUACAUCAACAGGGGUCACAGUGCAGGAGUGUCAUCAGAUUACCUCAACAGAGUUUCUAAAAGCAAUCGAAGAAAGCGAAAAAGGAUUAUUAUCGGGCAUGUUCAAGCAGGGAUAAUUGUAGUCUCAGUAAAUUUUGCUUUAUAUAGUAUACAACUUUUUGAUCCACACAUAAUGGCAUCUGUAUUAAUGAAGAACAAUUUGGGGCUGAUGAAAUGUCCAUUUUCUCUUUGCAAUCUCUCACUGGAGCACCAAACUCUAAGAAUAAAAGUUUCAUUAUCUAUGGUACAAAAAGUCAACCCAAAAAGUACAGGUACA